Messenger RNA from Aethalodelphis obliquidens (Pacific white-sided dolphin), 1707 nucleotides. RefSeq names its product voltage dependent anion channel 3 (gene VDAC3). The record is from RefSeq and is a predicted model, not a curated record. Bases 407 to 1258 code for a protein of 283 amino acids. Gene Ontology annotation, biological process: monoatomic anion transmembrane transport. The transcript has 9 exons. Gene Ontology annotation, molecular function: voltage-gated monoatomic anion channel activity. Gene Ontology annotation, cellular component: mitochondrial outer membrane. Lineage: Eukaryota; Metazoa; Chordata; Mammalia; Artiodactyla; Delphinidae.
CCAGGACUCUCCGGGCGUCAGGCCGGACGGGAGGUUGGUUUCGAGGGAAGUCGGGUCCUCGAACCCCGAACCCACCCCCGCCCCCGGCUUCCUCCCUGGCAUUGGAGUCCACCAUCAGGGGGGCUCUUCCACUCCCUGCCGCCGAGGGGAGGAUGCUGAAUGUGCACCUUCAAGGGGCGAGGCGAGCUGACGGUCCCGUUAGUAAUCGUGUGAAGCUGGGUUAUAACUAACGACUGCGGCUCCUGCAACCCCGGUGCGCUGUGCGUGCCCACGGACAAGUGCAUUUGUAGUCAUGGAAAUGUGCGGAACGUGUCGUCUCUGGGGCUUCUCGAGUUUUUGCUUGAUCAUACCAGCAGUGCACUUCCCAUCAGGAUCCUGGGCCUGAAAAAGUAAGCUUGAACUAGAUAUGUGUAACACACCGACUUACUGUGACCUAGGAAAGGCUGCCAAGGAUGUCUUCAACAAAGGAUAUGGAUUUGGCAUGGUCAAAAUAGAUCUGAGAACCAAGUCAUGUAGUGGAGUGGAAUUUUCUACUUCUGGUCAUGCUUACACUGAUACAGGGAAAGCAUCAGGCAACCUAGAGACCAAAUACAAGAUUUGUAACUAUGGACUGACCUUCACCCAAAAGUGGAACACAGACAAUACUCUUGGGACAGAAGUCUCUUUGGAAAAUAAGUUGGCUGAAGGGUUGAAACUGACUCUUGAUACCAUAUUUGUACCGAACACAGGAAAGAAGAGUGGGAAAUUGAAGGCCUCCUAUAAACGGGAUUGUUUCAGUCUUGGCAGUAAUGUUGAUAUAGAUUUUUCUGGACCAACCAUCUAUGGCUGGGCUGUGUUGGCCAUUGAAGGUUGGCUUGCUGGCUAUCAGAUGAGUUUUGAUACAGCCAAAUCCAAACUGUCACAGAAUAAUUUCGCCCUGGGUUACAAGGCUGCAGACUUCCAGCUGCACACUCACGUGAACGAUGGCACUGAAUUUGGAGGGUCGAUCUACCAGAAGGUGAACGAGAAGAUUGAAACAUCAAUAAACCUCGCGUGGACGGCUGGCAGUAACAACACCCGUUUCGGCAUCGCCGCUAAGUACAAGCUGGACUGUAGAACUUCUCUAUGUGCUAAAGUGAAUAAUGCCAGCCUGAUUGGACUGGGUUAUACUCAGACCCUUCGACCAGGAGUGAAACUGACCCUGUCAGCUCUAAUCGAUGGAAAGAACUUCAAUGCAGGAGGGCACAAGGUCGGGCUGGGAUUUGAACUAGAAGCUUAAUGUGGUUUUGAAUAGAGCAUCAGCUUUGUCCCUGGAGGUGAAGAGAAGUCAACCCACUAUGUUUUGGCCUUAAAAUUCUUCUGUGAGAUUUCAAAGGUGUGAACUUCUUAUUCUUCCAAAGAAUUGUAAUCCUCCUCACACAGAAGCCUAGAUAUCGAGUCCAGCCUAAGGGAGGUGUGCCUGAAGGCAUGCCCGGAAGUUGUCAUGUUCGUGCCACGUUUCAGUUCAGUUCUGCAGUGUUAUUUUCAAUGUGUUGCUCAGCGACAGUGUAGUGUCAUGUUACAAAGGAGAUGACCCGACCCUCCAGUUGUCCAUCACGUCCUGCAUGUCCCACACCACUUUUUCAUGACCUUGUAAUAUAUCGGUCUCUGCGGUAGUGGAAUCUUUCGUUUUGCAUCAGAGUAAAAUAAAAUAAAUCCAUCACAUUUGGAACAUAAUUGGUCAUCUCA